AGAUUCUUCUACACAUACGGCGAAGGAGCAAAAGCGCAUUCCUCGUGAACAUCUCUCUCUCUUUCUCUCUCCACUUGGCUUAAAUCCCCUGAAAAGCACCCACAUCGACUUGCAGGACAGCGAGAGAGACGGGCUUUUGCCGGGAAAUGACGUCAGAUGGAGCAACAUCAGCAGCGACGGCUAGAAGAAAACCGUCGUGGAGGGAGAGAGAGAACAACAGGAGGAGAGAGAGGAGGAGGCGAGCUAUAGCAGCGAAGAUAUAUGCUGGGCUUAGAGCUCAGGGGAACUUCAACCUUCCCAAACACUGCGAUAACAACGAGGUCUUGAAAGCUCUCUGCAUCGAAGCCGGUUGGACAGUCGAAGAAGAUGGUACUACCUACCGAAAGGGAAUGAAGCCACCCCCAAUUGAUCCAGGCACUUCCAGUACCAAAAUCACUGCUUUCAGUUCCCAAAAUCCAAGUCCAUUGUCUUCAUCCUUUCCCAGUCCAAUCCCUUCUUACCAAGUCAGUCCCUCCUCUUCUUCCUUCCCGAGCCCCUCUCGUUUUGAUGGUGGCUAUAAUCCAUCCAAUCUCAUUCCCUAUUUGCGAAAUGCUAUUCCUUCAUCCCUUCCUCCCCUCCGAAUUUCAAACAGUGCUCCUGUAACCCCGCCUCUGUCCUCCCCAACCUCGAAAAAUCCUAAGCCAAUUCCCAACUGGGAGGCCAUUGCCAAAGAAUCCAUGGCUUCCUUCAGUUACCCUCUCUAUGCUGUUUCUGCCCCGGCUAGUCCUACUCGUCACCAGUUACACUUCCCGGCUGCCGCCCCUAUUCCUGAAUGCGAUGAAUCUGAUACAUCCACUGUCGAUUCUGGCCAAUGGGUUAGCUUCCAAAAAUUUGCACCCUCUGCAGCUGCAAUGCCAACCUCUCCAACCUUUAAUCUUGUGAAACCUGUUGCUCCUCAAGUUUUGCCUAGCAAUGUAGUCGCAGAGAAUGCGAGGGGAUCAGAAUUCGACUUUGGGGGUGGGCAGGUAAAGCCAUGGGUUGGAGAGAAAAUUCAUGAAGUUGGAUUGGAUGAUCUGGAACUCACACUGGGAAGUGGGAAAGCCCGGAGUUGAAAGUCCAGCAGAAUGAAUUGUGUGUGCCGUGUAAGAAUCACUGGAUCGUUCGGCUUGGUGGUGUUGAAGUGCGUAUGAUGUUCUGUGGCUGAACCCUUGCCGUUUUUCAUAUCAUGAAGAAAUUGGCUUCUUUCAAGAAAUUGAAUCCCAUGGGGAAUUUAAUUUUUUUUAUUUUUUUAUUUUUAAUUCUAGAAUUUAGUUCAUUCGUUCAUCCACUGUUUGAAUUUGUUUAAAAUGUUAUUACCAAGCAAUUACAUGUAGAUAUUGUGCGAUGUCCUUUAUUGGCAGUGCAAGUUUUAUUAUCUCUGUAGGCUUUCAGAUAAACCUCACAGAUUCCAAAUAUUAAAAGAAGUAUUUUACUUUGACUCA
This is a messenger RNA of Ziziphus jujuba (common jujube), 1460 nucleotides long. Its product is annotated as protein BRASSINAZOLE-RESISTANT 1. Gene Ontology annotation, biological process: DNA-templated transcription; brassinosteroid mediated signaling pathway. Lineage: Eukaryota; Viridiplantae; Streptophyta; Magnoliopsida; Rosales; Rhamnaceae. The transcript has 2 exons. The record is from RefSeq and is a predicted model, not a curated record. Bases 147 to 1091 code for a protein of 314 amino acids. Gene Ontology annotation, molecular function: DNA-binding transcription factor activity.